AUGAAAUGUUUUCAGGUUACUCGUCUCACGGUUUCGUACGAGAGAGCGCAGUCAUCGAAUAGAAUGCGAACGGCGAUUCUCAUAUGGUUGACUCUUCAGAACAGUAUUCAUACACUUUUAAUCCGCUACUCUCGUGCGCGAGAGGUUGAGCACAUGUUCUUGUCAACAGUCGCUGUGUUCUUCACGGAAGUUAUGAAAUGCAUCGUGUGUCUUGCUAUUAUUCUCAAAGAGGAGACGCCUAGGAGGUUUUUUGGAGUUUUGAUGGAUCAGGUGGUGCGGCAGCCGUAUGACACCUUAAAGGUCUGUGUACCAGCGAUGGUGUACAUUGUACAGAACAAUUUGUUUUACAUUGCUGCUUCGCAUCUGGAUGCUGCAACAUUCAUGGAAAAAAUUUGUUCUUUGUUGGCAGAUAACAUCUCAGCUGAAAUAUUCACGGCUGCAAUCUUCGGUCAUCAUUCUCAAGAGAUCGCUAACAGGAGCGCAAUGGUUUGCUCUUUUUUACUGUUUGUUGGAGUUUCUUUGGUGCAAGUGCGCGUCGUCUGGAGUUCGGCCGGUUUGGAUGAACAGAAACCAUUAGUUGGGUUUUUCGCGGUGGUCAUCGCUUGCUGCCUUUCUGGAUUCGCUGGAAUAUAUUUCGAAAAGAUUCUGAAAGGUUCAGCACCAGUGUCUUUAUGGAUGCGUAAUGUACAGAUGUGCGUGUUUGCCAUCCCGUCGUCUUUUGCUGGUGUCAUGUGGCAGGUGGAAAAGUGGUCAUGGAAUAACGGUUUACUGUAUGGAUUUGACUGGGUUGUGUGGUUGACCGUUUUAUGG
Messenger RNA from Ostertagia ostertagi, 810 nucleotides. NCBI's taxonomy places the organism in Eukaryota, Metazoa, Nematoda, Chromadorea, Rhabditida, Trichostrongylidae. The record is from the annotation of a GenBank genome assembly.